AUGUUCUCGACUAAAAAGGAUAUUGAUCGGCAUGUGAAAACGUCUCUAAACAAGCUGCCGGAAAACGAGCGCUAUCUUCGCGGGCUGGCAGUAGCGAGACAGUACUUUAAGCUGAGUGAAUAUGCGAGCGCGGAGCAUUGGCUUUCCUGUUACCUGUCGGUGCAGGAAGAUAGCGCCCCCGCACACAAACUGCUUGGUCAGUGCUAUGAAAAGCAAAAAAAGUUCGAUCGGGCCAUUACCUCCUACCAACGUUCGCUCCAGCUCGAUUCGAAGCAAACCGGUCUGAUAACGGACGUGUGCAAUCUGUUGCUGAUGGACGACAAUCUGUCCAAGCACCUGUCCAAGGCGAAGCACUGGUGUGAUUUGGCCGAAUCGGAGCGCAUCAACCAUGAGGCGGUACUCAACCUGAAGCUAAAGGUAGCCAACAAAGACGCCACCACUGACAACAAGCUCGUAAAGGACAUCAUACUAAAGGAAAUUUUGGCCCGACCGUUGGAUCCGUUGUUACGCGUUCGGCUAGUGGAUCAUUUUCUUGACGAGAAAAAGCUCGACGAAGCGUUCAAGUAUUGUUUCGAGCUGGAGAUGAAAUUUUGCGAGCCUUUCAUGCAAUCAAGCGAAUGGACAAACGGCGCAGCGAACAUGCUGUCCAAAUACUCCGAAUCGUCCGGCUCCGAUGGUACGGGGCAUCAGAGGCACUGGAACUAUUAUCUGCUGCAGGCGCUCGUGCUGGACCGGCAGAUUUACUUAAACCUGCUAGCCGAUUCCACGAUGGAAACGAUCAAGCGAAGUAAUCUGAAGGAGAUAGCACAAAAAUUGUUCAAGCUCGACCAAACCUUGCAACAGGUUGCGGAGAAAGGUCGCAAUGCAGCUCCGCAAAAGCAGAUGGCAGAUGUGUAUCUGCGACACUAUCGGGGUCAAUUUCUUCUCUACUCAGCUUCAUUGCUGUUUAAAGGCGCGCAAGAUCAGUCCAGUGCAGGGCGGGCAAAGGAUACGAGCAAAAAGUGUCUAGCAUUGUUGCUGAUGGCUUACCAAUGUGGUGUUCCCAAUCCGGACGAACCGUGGUUAAAGCAGAGCAGUGAAAUGGCACGCAAUUUGUUGGGAUUUUGGAACAAACAGGCGGCAUUCCGGUGCUGCCAGGCCGGCAGUACGAUACUGUCGUGUGUUGAGGAGGGCGCAGAUGUGUCCGUGUUGGCUCAAAUACAAAACGUAACCGAGACAAAGGUGUGGACAACGGCGGAUGAUGUCGUAAAUCAGAUUCGCCAGCUAUGUUCAGAACCUGGAUGGCGCCAAAAUGUGUCACGCGCACUUUAUUCCUUCGGCGACAUAUCAUCUAAAUCUGCAGCCGGGGCUUAUUUUGUGAAAGACGGUGUGGCUUUCGGUGAACCGCAGUACGUGCUGCCUAAACGCGAACAAGUCAAUCUGUAUGUAGAAUUCGCCCAAUCGCUGUAUCCUUCCUCGCUGCCAUAUCUCGUAUAUCUAGGCCUCGUAAUUGGGACGGACAAUUUAGCCGAGUUUCGGUGCAAUGCGUUUCCACGGUUGAACUUUUCCACCAACAACCUUGACAACUGUAAUCUGGAAACGUUGAACCAGCUGGAUAUGGAUUCGUUCCUGUACUGUUCCGUUCUGGUUGCGCAGAGCAACUUGGAUAAUAAACGCCCAAUUACCCAGCAACAGGGUCGGCCGGCGUUUCUACCGGCGGCAAAUCUUACUCCGCUACUGUGUGAGGACAACAAGAUCGAUUGGUGGAGUGCAGCGUACAAUUUGAUCAAGAGCAGCACAGCUAAGGACGCUGCAAACAGUGUAGCCGAGCAACGACAACUCUUGCAGCAUGGUUUACAAGCGAUUCGCGGCACCGGCGCCCCGCUAAGCGAUGUUAUUGUGUUGUUGAAGUUGGGCCAAGUACUGGUGCAACGGGCAAGUGCAUCGAAGUUGGUCACACCUGAGGAACGACGUUACAUUGAGAGCCGCAGUGAGUCCGUGUACCGUGCGGGCGUGCUGCUGUGGAAGAUGCGCAACGAAUCAUCGUACGCUGGUGGCAUGGAAUCGCACGGUAGUUCUGUUGGUUACGGUUCCGAAAUGUUCUUCAAGUAUGGUGUAAAGUCUUACGAUUGUCAACAGGAGGCGGUCAAGCUGGCGGAAUCAGCCAUCACGUUCCUGGCAUCGGUUUAUUUCAAGCGCGGUAGAUAUGAAGAGUUUACGCAAGACUUCAGCAGUAUUCCGCUGCCGUUUGCUGCAUAUUUCCGCGCGGAAGCUUUCAAAAAGCUGGACGAAUCGAACAAGACGCCACUGAAGGCAAAGAAGUUCUACUCAGAGCGGGCUCGUGAAUGCAUCCGUCAAACGCAGCGCUACCUGGAGUUGCCGUACGUGGAGCGUAACCAUCCGCUUAAUUACGUUGUGCAGAGCGAGAUGAAACGUAUGUCGUUUGCAAACGAUUCAUUUGACGGAAGUUUGAACACAUCGGCCAACGGUGGCGUUGGAGUGAGUGGUGACGAGAGUGAUCAUUUCCAGUCUUUCACAUCAUCCUCCAUGACAAACGCUGGGCUUGCGAGCGCUGGCGGAACGGGUGGUGCUUCGUUAUCGCGCAGCAUUACGGAGCGCGAUGCGGCCACCGCGACGGCUGCCGCAUCGAUGUGCUUGGCGAAAACGAACGAUCUUGAGAUACUUAUGCGCCAGAUAAUGGAAACGCUAACGUUUGUUAAGGAGGACGUGUUGGGAAUUCGCAACGACGUUGGCGACAUGCAGGACCGUUUGGUAAAGAUCGAAGAAAACAUGUUCCGCAAGCCAACGGAGACGCAGGCAGGAGGGAAUGGUGCGGCAACAUCGACACCGUUGGCAAACGAAUCGGCGACGGUUAGUGCAGCAGCUGCCGCAGCGGCUAUGCAAGCGAUGAACGAUUUGUACAUGGAUGAGUUCCAGAAUUCCGCCUCGGCACUAGCGUACCAGCAUGCCGCUGCUGCAGCAGCAGCUGCUGUUCGCACGCCGGUCAUGGGUGGUGUUGGAAUGGCACCAUCGCAGCAAACUGGCUCCAGUAUACCGUACCACAAUCUGUACGGUGCCAAUGCGUAUCCCAAUUAUCUGUCGCAACAUCAGGCCCAGCAGCAUCAGCCGAUGUUAACCCCUCGCGGACACCCGAUGGCCGGAGCGAUGGGAGCUUCCCCAAUGCAUACUAAUGCCGCCUAUCAGCAUCAUCCGGAUAGUCUUUUGGUAUCUGCCGCUGGAUCUCCUGCUGCCGGUGGUUACCAGCUUCCGGCCUUCCAGCAAACUGUCCUACCAACACAAUCCGAAUCUCAGAUUUCGAUGAUGCAUUCUACGCCGACAAUGUCGCAAAUUACGACACCAGCAUUGUCCAUUGCUGCCAAAUCCGCCAACAGUGGUGCAAACCUUUCGAUCGAGCAAUCGCUCCAGACACCGGCUCUCCUUAGCAGUUGGAAUAACACUUAUAACAAUACGUUCAAUGCUCCUACUUCCACACCGUCCGUGUCAAAUGUUCUGCCCUCGUAUCUAUCAUCAAGUACAGAGGCGAAAGGUGGUGCACCGGUGAACGUGGUCAUUACCAGCUCGGAUCCGUUACCACCUCCGCCAAGCGUUAACAGCUCUACCCUUGCAACAGGUUCGGCAGUACAACCAACGUACAGCGUUACCAUACCACCGCAACACAUUAAACACAGCAAUACCGGUGGCAGCAUCGGUCAGGGAACAACGGGCAAUAAUAACGCGCCAAAACCGGACGCUGCUCAGUCCGUAACCGUUAACACGAAAUUCCCGAUGCCUUCGAUCUUGCUGGCUGGCGGAGGAGGAACGUCAUCGGGUGAUAAAUCCGUUGCUCCCGCGGCACUUACCUCUUCAUACUUCGCUAACAUGAUUUCCCCGGCCAAGGCGGCAAACGAUGCGAAUCAGGCCGCUGAAGAAGACGACGAUGACGAUAGGAACGUAUCCGGUGGCGUUGAGUACGAUCCGCGUCCGGACUUCCAGCCGAUCAUUCCGCUGCCCGACGAAAUUGUGGUGCGUACGGGUGAGGAAGAUGAAGAGCAAAUUUUCAGCGGCCGUUCGAAGCUGCUCCGUCUGGUUGAGCGCGAAUGGAAAGAGCGUGGUUUGGGCGAACUGAAGAUACUACGCUCGAAGGCAGAUCCGAGCAAAUAUCGCAUUGUGAUGCGCCGUGAACAGGUGCACAAGAUUUGCGCCAAUCAUUACAUCACACCCGAGCUGAUCAUCAAACCAAUGGAGAAGCGCAAGGAAUGUUACAUUUGGGCGGCGAUGGACUUUGCCGAUGAGGAGCCGAGAAAGGAAUCGUUCUGUGCUCGAUUUGGCACUGCAGCUUUAGCGAACGAGUUCUAUAAUGCGUUCAUCACCGCGCGAGACGAGGUAACACGUCUGCGGGCUGAUGGUGGCCAUCAACAGAGCACGGCUUCAGCCGCUCCACCGGCAACAACGGGAAGCUUUGCGUUUAGCAGCACUCCAAAGUCGUCGGCAUCAAGCACUACACCGGCGUCGGCAUCGUCUACCGUACCGAAACCUUUCGGAGAGUUCACAUUUGCAAAGAACUACACACCACCGCCGGUGGUUAGCACUAAAACGGGCUCGAAAACAAUGGAUGCCCCUACGGCGCCAACUGUCGUUAACGAUGAUAAACCGAGCCCGUUCUCGUCCUUCACAUUCAAAGCGCAAACUCAAACGGGCAAUGCAGGAUCCGGCUCUGUUCCAUUCGGCAAUAUUUUUGGGGCACUGUCGGGUGUGUCUCUCGGUUUCGAAGAGCGUGAUUUCGCGUGUGUCCACGAAGCUAACGUAAACGGUUUGAAGCGUAAGGAAAAGGAGUCUGGCAUGUGGAUGGAUUGUGCAGUCAGCAAUGGACAAAUGAGGCUGCUCACUUUCGCGGAAACCGUGCGUCUGCUAAUGCGAAACAGUGAAAGACCUACCACUGUCUAUUUAAACCACGUCUUAAGCAAGGAUGUACAGAUUAAAGCUACGGACAAAAACGCUUGCAGUUGGACCGUCCCAAAAGAUGCUGCGUAUCCCACAACAGGAGGACCGAUUAGUUUUAUGGCGCUUUUCAAAACCACUGACGAUCGCGAUCGUUUCUUAACGGCCGCACAUAAAUGCUUCACCAGUGCAUCUGCCUCAGCCCCUGCUGCUCAGCCAACUUCUAGCUUUGGUUUCGGCGAUCUGUUCAAACCGAAGUCUGGAAGCUGGGAAUGUCCCGGAUGUUACUUGAGCAAUAAGGCCGAUGCAACUCAAUGCGCCGCGUGCAAUGAACCGCGCGACCCAACGAAGAAAGACGAUCAAAAAAAAGCUACAUUGUCCGGAGGAUUGUUCGGUAAUCUUGCUCCACCGAAGGAAGGAGGCAAUAAAUUUACGUUCGGUAUGCCUCCAUCCACGGUAACGGUAACACCGAUUACGUUCGGGUCUGCUAAUGCUGCUACUGUCGCUAGCGGAGGUGCAAAAAAACCGCAAGAACAACCAAUUAAGCCUAUCCCGGCUCCUACUUCAACACCGGCAAAAAGUGGCACUACCGGUUCCGGUGGAUUUGGCGAACAAUUCAAACCGAAGCCGGGUUCAUGGAAUUGUAAUGAUUGCUAUCUCUCGAACGGAGCAGACGUGUUGUACUGUUUAAGCUGCGAAAAUCCUAAGGAUGAUACGGUUCCGAAGAAGUCAGCAGGCGGAGCAUCUUCUGCCGGCGGGCUGCUGAAGGCGGCCGAAACAAUGCCCCAAAUUAGUUUUGCUGCAGGUGGUGGUUUCACUUUUGGCGUACCGCCUGUAACAGCCUCUAAUGUCACUACCGGAUCGGUGGUAACAGUGACAGUCGCUAGUACAACUACCACGCCCAGCCUUUCGCAACAACCAAUUUUUGGAGGAGGAUUUUCGUUCGGAAGUCCGUUGAAACCACUACAAAACACAGCUGCAAACUCAGCUACAGCAAGCACUGUCGUUGCUACACCGGAGAAACCCGUUUUCAAAUUCGAACUACCCACACCAGCGGGGGGACUCUCGUUCGGCUCGAAGCUAACACCGAGCACAGCGUCAAAGACCGUCGGAAGCGGUGAUGGACAAGGCACCGCCACAUCAGCAAUUAGCAUGCUGGAUCCACCAGAAAAAGCAACCUUUGGGUUCGUAUUCAAGCCAAAAUCCCCUGGCCGUACGCUCAGUGGCGAUGGGGAUGGAGUUGAGGAUGAUGGCGCCGCCGGUGAAAACAGUGUUACGGAGGAGGAAAACAAUACCUAUUUUGCACCCGUUAUUCCUCUACCGGAUAAGGUCGAGGUAAAAACUGGUGAAGAGGACGAGCAUGUGUUGUACGCUCACCGAGCCAAACUUUAUCGAUUUAUUUGCUCUGAAUGGAAGGAGCGUGGCAUCGGUGAUGUGAAGAUCCUAAAACACAAAGUAACGGAUAAGCUGAGAGUGGUAAUGCGGCGUGAGCAGGUACUAAAGAUUUGUCUUAAUCAUGCACUCACCGAUGACAUUUGCUACACGAAAAAGGACGAUAAGUCAUGGCAGUUCGUGGCAAACGACUUCUCCGAGGGCAACUUCGAGAUCAUGAACUUCUGUUUGCGCUUUAAAUCUAGUGACAUUGCGCAAGAAUUUCGGGACGCGAUAACAGACGCGCUAAGCGGAAAAUUGAACCUUUCUACGGUGGGUGCGCAGGAUGACACGAAAAUCACAUCACCAACGCUUAACGACACCACGAUCACGUCUACCAGCUCACCGAUCGGAGCAUUAAACUUUUCCAAACUGAGCGACAUUUCACUAACCGAGCGCGAAACGGCUCAGAAACUGAAGUUGCCGGAGAACUUUUUCGAAUGUUCGUCAACUCCCUGUGCCGGUUGUCGUGGUUGUGAUUCGGAUGCUUUCGUUUUUCCGACCAUUGGAGUGAAGCAGCUGGUGGCGGCCGAAACCGAGGAAGCGCCCCUACCGAUCGAUAUUAAAACCGUGAAACCGUUACCUCCUAUGGCGCUGAUGAGUAGUUCACCGAAGAAGGUAUCAUUUGCAGCGACGGCUCCGGUUCAACCUUCGGAAAUGUUCGGUGGAGAUAAUGCAACCAAGACAAAUGCAACGGUACCAGCUGCUCCCGUGGCUGGUUUGUUCUCGGGUUUAUCGUUUAAAGUGCCCUCGGUUACUGGUGGUGGUACUGCCGUUAGUGCGACCAAUACAUUCUUGUCCGCUGAACAAAAGUCAUCAUCUUCGCCGUUCAUGUCUGCAACGUCCAUUUUCGGCGGUGGACAACCAUCCUCCACAACGACGGAUCAAACACCUACGAGCGGUUCAAAUACAAAGUUUGCUUUUGGAACUUCUACUGCGAUCGGAUCUGCUGCUUCCGGGGGAUCGAUCUUUUCCGCAUCACUUAAUACUACACCGAAAACAUCGUUCGUUACGCCCCCUGCUAGUAGUACGCUUGGAACCGGUGCGCAAGUAACAUCUACCACGGUUGAUGAUAAAAAAGACUCCCAAACCCUUGUUGCUACCGCUAAACAAGCUAGCAGCAGUCCUCUGUUGCAACCCGCAUCCCUUACUACAACCCCGUCAUCAGUUAAACCGGUGGUAGAAGGAACAGGAAAAUUCUUUGGAUCAUCGGUCAGUGGCUUCGGUUCAGGUGGUGGUUUCGGGUCAACAGGCGGUGGUACGAACUUUUUCUCCGGGGGUAACAUUUUUGGUUCGAGCACGAAUACCACCAACACUUCGACGACAAACAGUACCAGCGGUAGUAACACCACACCAGUAAAUGCUACUGGUAAUACGACUCCUUUCGGCAGUGUCGCCUUUGGUGAUGUUGGUUCAACUCCGCCCGUGUUUGGUGGUGGCAGUGGCUUCACUUUCGGCAGCUUAGCCAAACAAACUACGCUACCUGUUGGCAACAGUGCCGUGAACAACAGUAGCGAUGCUCCAUCAAUUUUCAAAAUGGAUGACAGUGUAAGCUUUGCGACGCUGGCUAGCAGUAAUAGUCCGGCUUUUAGCAAUGUGACGAAGCAGACGGAAGACGGUACCAAACCGGCUGGAGGAUUCGUGGGGCUAACCGUGAAGGAAGAUUUCUUUUCGCGCUCUGCUUCGGCCAAGCUAAACAGCAGUACGGAUGGAGGAGCUAACAAUACGGAGACGAGCAACGGCAAUGUGCAAGACGGAACGACGGGUGGUGAAGAUGGCGCAACCGGUGGUGGAGAUGAGAAUUAUGAUCCGUACUAUGCACCCGUCAUUCAACUACCAGACGAGAUCGAAGUGCGCACGGGCGAAGAGGAGGAAACAAAGCUCUUUGGUGAACGUGCCAAGCUGUAUCGAUAUGAUUCGGCCACGAAGGAAUGGAAAGAACGAGGUGUCGGUGAACUGAAAAUUUUACACCAUCCAGUGCGAAACACCUAUCGAUUGCUGUUACGCCGUGAACAAAUUUUCAAACUCGUGCUGAACCAUGCCAUCACUGGAGAUCUUGCCGUUACGCCGAUGAACAAUUCCGACAAAGCUUUCGUUUGGGGUGCCAUGAAUCAUGCCGAAUCGCCCGGCCAGCUGGAACAGUUGGCUGCUCGCUUCAAGAACGAAAGUCUGGCGUCCGAAUUCCGCAGCACGUUGGAGAAGUGUCAGGAAAAAUUGCGCUCCCGGUCAGACCUUGAGCCGGAUCAAGAUUAA
Molecule: messenger RNA, 8601 nt
Organism: Anopheles marshallii
Lineage: Eukaryota; Metazoa; Arthropoda; Insecta; Diptera; Culicidae
Gene: Nup358
Product: E3 SUMO-protein ligase RanBP2
Exons: 7
Coding region: 1-8601 (2866 amino acids)
Biological process (GO): nucleocytoplasmic transport
Cellular component (GO): nuclear pore; cytoplasm
Molecular function (GO): GTPase activator activity; protein binding
Source: RefSeq, a predicted model, not a curated record